AGAGUUGCGUAUUAUAUGUGAGUAGAGAAAGCUGUGAAAGUAAUCGAUAACUCAGGACGUAUGUACGAAUGUACGUGGAGGCAGGGGCUAGGUUGCUCAGUCCCAUAUAUUCCACCUCCACUUCAGCAAAUUCCAAAUAAAUAGGUAGAAUAGACCACCCACCUGGCUUUAAGAUCUCCAAAAAUAUUAAAUUUUCUGCUAAAUAUCUGUAAAGUAUCCAAUGGGCAUGUAAUUUUCGUAUGUACUUCAUACACGUAGUGGAAGUGAUGGUAAUUUGUAUGCGAGUAUUAUAAAAAAAUCCCUUCCAUUUACAAGUGAGGAGCAAUAGAUACGUGGAGCCCUUUUGCAGAAUGUACCCUCAAAUUUUCGAAAUUCGACUUGAUGACGACACCACAAAAAAGUUUUACGCGGGACAAUUGGUCGAAGGAAGGGUUAUCUUGGCCCUUGGCAAAGAGAAAGUUGUGCGAGGAAUAGUCGUUCGACUAAUCGGAAAAGGAAAUGUGUAUUGGGACAACACUGGAAUCAAACAUAACACUGUUUAUCGAGAAUCUGAAACAUACGUCAACGCUACUGCCCAGUUACUUGUCCCAGAGGAUGGCAGACAAACGGUUAUGGCUCCAGGCUCCUAUGAAUACUUGUUUUCACUCCAACUUCCCCCCAAUAUUCCCAGCUCCAUUGAAGGACAACACUGCUUUGUCCGAUACUAUUUGGAAGCCGCAAUUCAACGUCCGUGGAAGGAUGACCAAAUUCAAGAAUCUGUAAUCCAUGUCACAAGUAUUUCUGACCUGUCUCCAGAGACAGCGGAACCUGCGAGCAUGCAACAAGAAAAAUUCGUGGGAUUCAACCUUUGUCAGAAAGGACCAAUUAUUCUUAACUUUAUGAUAGGCAAAACUGGCUUCGUGCCUGGAGAGUUUCUGCAAUUUGGCGUUGAAAUCCGUAAUACAUCGUCAACUAGAAUUAAUCGUGUUCACGUGUCUUUAAAACGGCAACUCACUGGCCACGCUAAAGGCGAAACAAAGUCCAGUCAUGAUAAAUUUUUACAACUGAACGGGCCACCAACUGAAGUUGGUGGAUAUCUAUUGUGGCAGAGCAACUUUGAAAUUCCUGUACUUCCACCAUCCGACUUACUUGGAUGCAACAUUAUAAGUAUUAAAUAUUAUGUGGAGAUCAAACUAGCUUUGGAGAAAUGGGUGGAUGCAAAAUUUGUCAAACAUAUUUUCAUUGGCACUUCCCAACAAUGCGUCAAGGAACAUAGGAAUUCAUCCUCCGAGUUGUUUUUUGCGAAUCAUGAAACUCCAACAAAGAAACCAAAGUCGAGGAAGACUUCGGUGGUGAUGUCGAGGAAGAACUCGAUGAUAAAGUCCCCCAUUGAAGAAUUUCGGUUCAAUGACAACGACGCUAUUUGGGGAAACGAUGACGAAGUGGAGAAUGUUGCAAUGCUAAUGUCUCCCCCGUCAGCUUCAAUAUCAGGAGAAAAUGGAUUCAUCUUUUCAUCUUCUCUGCCACCUCUUGAUUUAACUUUCUUCCAAACCAAACCUGAGAGACACCCAUUCUUUAAAUUCUACGAGGAUUGUGAUUACGAGUCUUCGUACCCUUAUCGAAACAUGUCGACGAGUAAUGUCCCUCAGCAAGCAAAUAGACCUCCACGGCCACACUCCAACCCAGGACAUCACUGGGGUCGAUCGUAUUGGGAUAACGAGGAUGAUUAAUCUUGUAUCUUGAAUUUUGUAUCGACUCGAAUCUUUCAUUUUGGCACAAGUGCAUAAAUGGGAUAAUGCGCUUAUAUGUAUGUACACGGAUGGGUGCGUGUACCGCCGAAUUUGUUGUUCAUCAACUUAAUCACAGGAACAGUAAAUAUUAAUUAAGGUCUUGUUAUAUAAUUUUACUUUCUAAAAUAAGAAACAACAUUCACAAAUCUG
Molecule: messenger RNA, 1919 nt
Organism: Folsomia candida
Lineage: Eukaryota; Metazoa; Arthropoda; Collembola; Entomobryomorpha; Isotomidae
Product: arrestin domain-containing protein 2
Exons: 6
Coding region: 351-1709 (452 amino acids)
Biological process (GO): protein transport
Cellular component (GO): cytoplasm
Source: RefSeq, a predicted model, not a curated record